Molecule: messenger RNA, 1218 nt
Organism: Gastrolobium bilobum
Lineage: Eukaryota; Viridiplantae; Streptophyta; Magnoliopsida; Fabales; Fabaceae
Product: paired amphipathic helix protein Sin3-like 2
Exons: 1
Coding region: 1-1218 (405 amino acids)
Biological process (GO): negative regulation of transcription by RNA polymerase II
Cellular component (GO): chromatin; histone deacetylase complex
Molecular function (GO): transcription corepressor activity
Source: RefSeq, a predicted model, not a curated record
AUGAAGAGAGUAAGGGAUGAGGCUCCUCCAAAGAAAACGGUUGAAUUUGAAGAAGCUAUUAGUUUUGUGAACAAGAUAAAGAAACGAUUCCAAAGUGAUGAGCAUGUUUACAAAUCGUUCUUGAACAUUUCCAAUAUGUACCGCAAAGAGCAUAAGGACAUAGGUGAAAUUUAUAGUGAGGUUGCUACCCUGUUUAAGGAUCAUCGAGAUUUGCUUGAGGAGUUCACUAGAUUCUUACCAGAUAGUUUCACAGCACCUUCUACACAGCAUGCUCCGGAUGCUCGAAAUUCAUUGCAGCGCUUUAGUGAGCGGAGUUCUAUGGCACCCAUGAUGCGGCAAAUGCAAGUAUAUCGACGAAAGAGGCUUCCUUCUCAUGAUCGUGAGCGUGAUCUGAGUGUUGAACACCCUGAGAUGGAUGAUGACAACACAAUGAUGAACAUGCACAAGAAGUGGAGGAAACGUGAGAGUAAGGAUAUAAGGAUUAAUCGUGAUCAGGAUGAGAGAGAACCUGAUCAUAUAAAUGCUCAACAAUUCCUUGCUGGUGUCAUGAGUAAAAAGUCACUAAGAUCAUCAAAGUUGGAGGACAAAGACAAAGACAAAGAGCAGAAGCGUGAGAUGGAUGGAGCUAAAGAGAAGGAAAGAUACAGGGAGAAGGAGUACAUGGGAAAAUCCAUUCAAGAACUUGACCUCAGUGACUGUAAACGUUGCACUCCCAGCUACCGGCUUCUACCUGCUGAUUAUCCAAUUCCUACAGCUAGUCAGAGAUCUGAGCUUGGUGCUCAAGUAUUGAAUGAUCACUGGGUAUCUGUGAGUUCAGGAAGUGAGGAUUACUCUUCCGAACAUAUGUGCAGGAAUCAGUACGAAGAGAGCUUGUUCAGAUGUGAAGAUGACAGAUUUGAGCUGGACAUGUUAUUAGAGUCUGUGAGUUCUGCAGCUAAACGUGCAGAGGAAUUAUAUAAUAACAUGAAUGAAAAUAAGAUCAAUAUGGAGACUCUGAACCGUAUUGAAGAUUACUUUACUGUUCAAAAUUUAAGGUGCAUUGAACGUCUAUAUGGUGACCAUGGUCUUGACGUUAUAGACAUAUUGCGUAAAAACCCAACUCGUGCGCUCCCUGUAAUAUUGACUCGACUGAAGCAGAAACAGGAGGAAUGGAGUCGGUGUCGUUCAGAUUUCAAUAAAGUUUGGGCUGAAAUUUAUUCUAAAAAUCACUUAAAGUGA